Purpureocillium lilacinum is the source of this 510-nucleotide messenger RNA. Lineage: Eukaryota; Fungi; Ascomycota; Sordariomycetes; Hypocreales; Ophiocordycipitaceae. The record is from RefSeq and is a predicted model, not a curated record.
AUGCCACCAUUGCAACAAACUCAGGGCAACAAGUUAAGUUACAAAGUACCUGGCUUCGUUGACGAGGCCCAUCAGUCAGUCCCACCUGCCUCCCUCGUCAUCGAGCACCAGCGUGCUGCUCAUCCCCGUCAUCCUUGGUUGGCGCGCAAACAAACGGACACGUUUCCUCAAACAACCGCCUCUGCUCUUCAUCACCCUUUUGCCUCAUUUGUGCGACCACCCCGACGCAUCGGCGCGCCGGAGCUGCCUCUCUCCGCCGAGGGCACGGGCCGGCCACCUGUUUGCAUGCAAGCCAUUGUCGCAUUGUCGAGCCCCCCCUUCAUUCAUCGAUCCAAAUUUGGGCCACUCACCCAUGGUCGUGUCUGUCCAGCACUUUGUGCAAGCACCCAAGCCGCAUUUACUACCGCACGUGCCGCCACGAGAUCCCAGCUCCCGUCAUGCAGGCACAGGCGCGCUUCCGACGUGGCCCAAUGGCGCUUGCAGCCUCGUGGCCUCUGCUACCAUGUUUAG